AUGAUGCGCGCGCUGGUCGUCGCCCUCUGCGCCGGCGCCGGUGCGCUCGAGCUCGCCGUCGUGUCCCUCGCCGUGCCGAAAGCGUCGGAGCGCUACGGCGCGGCGGGCCGGGCCUGGCGCUGGAAGUCGGCGGUCCUCGGCGACGACAUGGCCUUCCCCCGGCCGCGCAACGCGCGCGCCGUCGCCGAGGCCGUCGUCGCGUGCGGCGGCGGCGCCGUCGCCGAGGCCGCGGCGCUCGCGACGUGCGCGCGCCUCGACGUCGUCGUCGCCGGCGCCGACGGCGAGGCCGCCGCCGCCGCCGCGCGGGCGUGCCUCGCGGCGCUCGUGCUGCGGCACGGGCCCGGCGGCGACGUGCGGCGCGCGCUCGACCGCGCGGGCGGCGAGAUCGCGGCCGCCGCGGCCGCGGGC
Molecule: messenger RNA, 408 nt
Organism: Aureococcus anophagefferens
Lineage: Eukaryota; Pelagophyceae; Pelagomonadales; Pelagomonadaceae
Exons: 1
Source: RefSeq, a predicted model, not a curated record